Gekko japonicus is the source of this 3721-nucleotide messenger RNA. RefSeq names its product inositol polyphosphate-5-phosphatase K (gene INPP5K). The transcript is spliced from 13 exons. Gene Ontology annotation, molecular function: phosphatidylinositol-3,4,5-trisphosphate 5-phosphatase activity; inositol bisphosphate phosphatase activity; phosphatidylinositol-4,5-bisphosphate 5-phosphatase activity. Gene Ontology annotation, biological process: negative regulation of insulin receptor signaling pathway; negative regulation of peptidyl-serine phosphorylation; negative regulation of phosphatidylinositol 3-kinase/protein kinase B signal transduction. Gene Ontology annotation, cellular component: endoplasmic reticulum; ruffle; plasma membrane. Lineage: Eukaryota; Metazoa; Chordata; Lepidosauria; Squamata; Gekkonidae. Bases 1 to 1464 code for a protein of 487 amino acids. The record is from RefSeq and is a predicted model, not a curated record.
AUGCUGCUCAGCCUCGCCGCCUGCCUGGGGCGCUCCCGGGCCGCUCUGGCGCGCCAUUCGCCCUCUGCUUCUCACGACGACAGCCUCGUUGACAGGCCAUUCGCUCUGCUGUUGCACUUGGUAACCUGGAAUGUGGGCACAGCUUCUCCUCCUCCUGAUGUUACCUCAUUACUUCAGCUCAAUUUGCAAGGACUGGCAGUGGACAUGUACAUUGUUGGUUUACAGGAAGUGAAUUCCAAGAUUGUGAAUUUCCUGUCUGACUUGGCUUUUGAUGAUCCCUGGAGUAUUUUCUUUGAGACAAUUCUCUCUCCUCUGAGCUACAUCAAGGUUUCUUCCAUCCGAAUGCAGGGUCUCCUCCUCCUGAUCUUUGCAAAGCACGCCCACGUCCCCUUCAUACGGAACAUUCAAAGCCAGUUCACUCGCACGGGCAUGUAUGGAUAUUGGGGAAACAAGGGGGCAGUCUCCAUUCGUAUGUCUCUCUACGGGCACAUGGUCUGCUUUGUGAACUGCCAUUUGCCAGCCCACAUGGAGAAUGCGGAGCAACGGCUGGACGACUUUGAACACAUUCUGGAAAUGCAGCAGUUUGAAGGCGAAAAGGUCCCUGGUGUCUUGGAUCAUGACGUUCUUUUCUGGUUUGGUGAUUUAAACUUCCGGAUCGAAGACUAUGGGUUGCAUUUCAUCCGAGAGUCAAUAAACAACAACAGAUUCAGCCUCCUGUGGGAAAAAGAUCAGCUAAAUAUGGCCAAGAAGAAAGAGGCCUUUCUUCAGGAAUUCAGAGAGGGGCCUCUACAGUUCAAACCCACCUACAAGUUUGACCUCUACUCCAAUGAGUAUGACACCAGGGCGCAGAAGAUGCUGUUUUGGUUUAAUGGGAAGAAACGGAAGCCCGCUUGGACAGAUCGGAUUUUGUGGAGGGUGAAGAGCCUUCUGCCCUAUGCUUCGGAAGCAGGGGAGGUGCCGGAAAAGCAGCCCAUUUCCAUGUCUAUGCACAGCUAUGCCAGCCAUAUGAGCUACAGCAUCAGCGAUCACAAGCCCGUGACGGGGACCUUUGGGCUGGAGCUGAAGCCGCUGGUAUCCAUCCCGUUGGUCACCCUGCACCCCGUGGGUGACUGGAGCACGGAACAGGAUGCAAUUGUCAGCUACUCGGCCCUUUCUGAAUUUCAGCACAGUGCCUGGGACUGGAUCGGCCUGUACAAGGUGACCUUCAGGCAUGCGAACGACUACGUGGUCUAUGCCUGGGUGCAGGACAAUGAGAUUUCCUCCGGGGAGGAUGCUAAGCAGGUUUAUCUCAGCACCGAAGGGCUCCCCACAGAAGGAGGGCAAUUUCUCCUGGGGUAUUACAGCCACACAAUGCAGUCCCUCGUUGGCCUUAGCCAGCACUUCCAGAUUCAGCCAAGCAGAAUGCUGGCGGAGAAGGACCUGGCGUGGGACGGAGAAGCGCUGCGAUGUGGGGCCGCCGAAUGAGUUCUGAAACGCACACGUGCACCCGCGACACAGGGCUGAGGGGCUCCAGGACUCUUCGUGGAGGAAGUGACGGAAUAUGCGGAGGGGCCUCCUCAUGAGUUAGGGCAGUUGGGAGCAUCGUUUCUUGGGUCACUUCAGUCACUGUUGCAGGUGGGUCCUCAUGCCCUGCACAGAUACUAGAAAAUCAACGGCUGGAAAACCCUGACUAUCCAGUGGACUACUGGCAUCCACCCCCCUUCCAGUGGCUAGCCGGGGGACAAGAGCCGGCUGCUUGUCCCUUUUUCCAGAGGCCACUGUUAGGACUAAGACGGUUCACUGAGAUCUGGUUAGUCCAGCAGUGCUUCAGAACGUAGCUCAUACUAUGCGAGAGAGGUGUUUAGAAUGUAAUGGGAAGCUGAAAUACAUUAUUUUUUUUAGCUGGAGAGAAAACACAGCUGGGAUGUACUGGUUGGGAGGAGCAAGUGAUCAUGAGACCGCAGAUGGGAGGAGGCGAACCUGUGGCUUGCGUGGCAGUUUUCUUGUGGCUUUUUCUGUCAUCUUCUCUCUGCCUCACAUGCCCAUCGCUUUAGUUAUCUCACAGGUUUUAAUGCUUGAAAUAGUGAAAGCAGAUGUACACAAUAGACAGACCUUUACUUUGCAUUGCUUUGCUUUUGAGAUUCCUUGAUGGUCUGUUUUAUUGUUAGUUUAUUGUUAUUGGUCUGUAACAGGCCCCAGCCACCUUACUGGAUUCUCUUCAAGUUCCAUCCCUGUAGGAUGAACUCUAGGUUGGAGAUCUCCCCCCCCCCCUGCCCCUUUCCAGGAGAUGUGCAAGAACCAGAAGGCUGUAGGUUUCAACUUGAUAGCCGCUGCUCUGAGUCAAUCCCUAGUCUGGACCAGUACCUCCACCUUUGCAGAUGUUUGCUUCUGGGAGAAUCUGCCAUACAGCAGCUAGUGGAGUGACGUGAGUUCUUUCGCCACAGCUUUCUGUGGAUUCUGGUUCUAGAUAGUAUUGACGGCACUGAAGGUCUUUGCUGAUGGUGGGAGACCUAGCUGACACCAUCACACUGAAAUCUUUGCAUUGCCCCUAGAACAGGCGAGGCGCUCCAUCCCUCAUGUGCAUCAGUCACCCGGUCCCAGUCGUACAGGCCGCUUUUACAAAGGGCCGAAGCUGAAAGACAGUGCGGCAUGUGUAUGUUUGACUACUCUUCCUGCCAACCCCUGUGCAGACUUCCCCCACUUUGCAGAGACUCCGUGUUGCCUGUACGAAUUUGCCGCCUAUAGUUCUCUUGUUCUGAAGUCACUCUAGAAGGGUGAGAUGGUGGAAGAGGGCGUCAGGUGUAGCGGCCCUUGGCUGCGAUCAAAGCAUUUGUGUAGCGAGAAGGGGACCCAAAUGAAGGACAUUUGGGAGAAGAACCGAGGUAGUUGCUUGACCACGGCCUGCAUUAAGCUCUCGGGAUGAGAGGCAUUCACUGUCUCUCUGCCUUCAUGGCAUUACCUGUGCUUGCAGUUAUUUUAGUCUCGAUAUCCUUGUCGUGUCACAACAGGACUCUCCCUGGCCUCUGAUGCAGGGCGGGGCCUUUCCUUAUUUCUUUCUCAUCCCAGCUGGUGCUUCUGGGAGGUCAGGAUCGUCUCUCUGCAGUUGUAAACUUGGAAGGCUUUUAAACAGGGACAGUUUCUAACAUGGCUGAUAAGCGGUGGUUAUCAGCUUAGCUCCAGUCACUGUGAAAGGAUUUUAAAGUAGCGGUUACCCAAUCUGAAUGUAAAUAGCUUCUUUUGAAUGUCUGCUGUCUGUAGGGAAGGGCGUCUGGCUGGCUGGCACCAACCGAGCAUCUUUGCUUUCUCGUAUCAUGACCCUGAGCUUUGGCAUCGUGGUGGAGACAGCAAGUUUUUUGGAGGCAAACUGUACAUUAAAUUGGAAUAUAUUGAUAAAGGAUUUAUGUAGGUCACUUUCUAACUCCUGGGCAUUUCUUUGGGGAAAGUCUUGAGGUAUGGCAAUAAACAAUCCCGAGCAAUUGCUAAGGGCUGUACAUUUUCCUCCAGGAGUUUUUAAAUCGCCUUUUUGACCUUGUCUGUUAUUGCUGCUUAGUGGAAUUUUAUUUCCUUGCUGCUUUUCAAGUGCUUUUACUUUGCUUCACUGCAUCUCUUAGCCCAGCAUGACUUUUAGGUUAAGCCCUGAAAUUAUGUCUUGAUAUUUUGAAACGCAGCUCUUGAGCAGAGAUGGGGAAAGGGAUUCAGCUAAGAGUUGUUUGGCAGGAAUUCUACAACCAUGUUGUUUUCA